CACUUACCACUUACCAAUUGAUUCCUCGCUGCGACAAGACUUGGGACAGAAUGUUGAAUAUGCAAGCAAAGGCGGGCCUCGCUCAUCGCUUGGCAAGGCCGACUAGUGUGCGACUAGCUGUUCCUUCUGCUCCAUCUCGAUCGGCGCCGCGCCUGCCAUUGCGGGGGUCUGGUUCUCGACGGGUGACCUCAGUGGUGCGCCACGCCGCAGACGAGAACACAUCGUCCGCGCCACCGGCCGAAGACACGCCCGCCACUGCCCCCGCGCCAGCGGCUGAGGUGGACACCAAGCCCGAGGAGGUCUUCUACGAGGGCCCGGGCUCCAACGCCGAGCUGGUGGUGAGCCUGGUGCUGCUGCCGACGCUCAUCUACGCGCCGCUGUCGAUGGCGUCCAUCGGGCGGCGGCUGUGGAUUAGCUUCAAGUUCACCAACAAGCGCCUGGUGAUUACCAACACCUCGCCACUGUUCAAGCGCACCGUUGAGGUGGCGUAUAAGAACAUCAAGGAAAUCCGCACCGCGCCGCGCGGGUUCGGGCUCUGGGGCGAUAUGGUGGUGUUCCUGCGCGACGGGAGUCGGCUGGAGAUCACCGGCAUUGAGAAGUUCAAGGAAAUUGCGGACCACAUCAACCGCCAGAUUUAUACGCUCUGAUGGAGCACACGAGAACGAUAAGGCCGGAUAAGAGGUCCGCACCUGCUAGGCAGGACAUGAGUACUGUGCAUGGAAUUGAGGCCGUGGCAGGGGCACCCCUGGUAGCAUGUAUGUGGUUGUCCUGUGCCUGCUGUAUUGUGCUCGACAGCGGGACGCGGCUGGACACACGGCGGGCGGUGCCUGUACACACCGACCCCGGCUAUAGCUAAAGGUGACGGGGGCAGCCGGGCAGGUCGAGAUGUACAAAUGAAUACUGUACUGAUGUAACGUGUGACUAACUAGGAACGGUCCGGGAGAUGAGUGUGCAAGGGGACAGUGUUAAGGCAGGUUGGUGAAGUCCCGUGGGGUGCAGCGUCCGGGAGAUGAGGCAAUUCGAAACUUACGGCCUCAGACAUGCACCAACGUUGCUUGGACGUAGCCCUCUUGAACUGCAUUACUAGGUCCCUCUUGUAACC
Molecule: messenger RNA, 1102 nt
Organism: Chlamydomonas reinhardtii
Lineage: Eukaryota; Viridiplantae; Chlorophyta; Chlorophyceae; Chlamydomonadales; Chlamydomonadaceae
Exons: 6
Coding region: 51-647 (198 amino acids)
Source: RefSeq, a predicted model, not a curated record